GAUGUUGGUUUGCCAGCCCCUCUGAACACACUAGGCCGGUGGCUCCAGCAUAUGGAGGCUGUGCUAUCUGAAGACAGCGGGAGCGCUGAAGAUCAUGCACUUGCUUACAGAGAUGCCAGACUCAAACAUGAACAGCUGAAGGUUUUGGUUGAGGACUUAAGCCAGCACUUGAACACCCUUCAUCACUACAAUAUCACAGAUGAUGCAGUGCCGGUCGAGAAGCUGGAGGAGAUCAAGAGACGUUUCACCAGUGCCAGAGUGACAGCCAAGUACCACGGCAUCAAGCUACAAUACAGAGAGCAGAUGCACCAUGUCUAUGACCUUCUGGGACAUCUGAAGUCUAAGCUGAGCUUGUGGAGAGGGCCUUACGGCUCUCAGGAGUCUGUUCAGUCUCUGCUACAAGAUUGGCAU
Molecule: messenger RNA, 411 nt
Organism: Sinocyclocheilus grahami
Lineage: Eukaryota; Metazoa; Chordata; Actinopteri; Cypriniformes; Cyprinidae
Product: nesprin-2-like
Exons: 3
Source: RefSeq, a predicted model, not a curated record